Molecule: messenger RNA, 2516 nt
Organism: Prunus persica (peach)
Lineage: Eukaryota; Viridiplantae; Streptophyta; Magnoliopsida; Rosales; Rosaceae
Product: ankyrin repeat-containing protein At5g02620
Exons: 4
Coding region: 728-2371 (547 amino acids)
Cellular component (GO): plasma membrane
Molecular function (GO): protein phosphatase 1 binding; protein phosphatase regulator activity
Source: RefSeq, a predicted model, not a curated record
UUUAAUUUUAAUUUUCUCUCUGAGCCAAGGUUGUCAUCAACACCACCUUUAGUACAAAGGGCCAUCCAUUAUUGGUUAUAGAUUAGUUUUUCUGGGUCUGAUUUAGAUUCACAUAAAGCAGUUGCUGUUGUUGCAGACAUGUGCUUUUUCUAAGUUUCUCUUUCUUGGCCUAUAAUUAUAUUAAUUUAUAGCUCUUGUCCUUUCUUGCUCCUUCUACCUCCGAAAUAAAAGGGCCUCUCCAAAACAAAAAAAAACAAAAAUCUGUUUCUUCUUCAUGUGUAUCCUAAAUAUCUUUUCCAGCGUGUUUCUACAAUCCCAUGGUUCUCUAGAAACUGCUGCUGAAUUAUAUGGGUUGUUUUGUGUUGUUACAUGGAGGAGAACAUAGAAUCUCCUUUCUUCAAACUCAGGGCACUAAUUUGGGAUGCAGGGGACAACAAAACCACAAUUGGGAGAUAGAAACCGAAUUCCAAGGUCGCGCUUUUGCUGAAUUUCAGGGUAUUGUAGGAGAUUUUUUUUCUUUCUUUGACUUGCUUUGAAGAAAUGAUGACUCUUGUGGAUCAAAAAUGCGAAUUUUGAUCUGGGUUUUUGCUGGAAAGAAGAGGAAAUAUUCCUGCAUCGUUGAUUAGAAUUAGUUUGAGGAGAAGGAGAGAGAUAGAUAGACAUACAAAUAGAGAGAGAGAGAGAGAGAGAGAGAGAGAGAGAGAGAGAGAGAGAGUAGUUGAUUGCAAUGGAGGCAGAGGCACCAGCUGAGCAGCCGCAGGCAGCGCCGCCAAGCUUGCCACGGAAAAAGAUGACGAAACAGUUAACGGGAAAGCGCGAUGAUACGCCUUUGCAUUCUGCCGCAAGAUCAGGAAAUAUGGGGGUGGUGAUGGAUAUCCUUGAAAAUACAGAAGAGGCUGAAUUGAAGGAGUUAUUGGCAAAGCAAAAUUCAUCUGAUGAAACAGCCCUCUAUGUUGCUGCAGAAUAUGGUUAUGUUGAUUUGGUCAGGGAGAUUAUCAAAUACUAUGAUCUUGCUGAUGCUGGAAUCAAAGCAAGAAAUGGGUUUGAUGCAUUCCACAUUGCUGCCAAACAAGGGGAUAUGGAUGUAUUGAAUGUGCUUAUGGAGGCUCAUCCAGAAUUGACUAUGACUGUGGAUCUAUCAAACACCACAGCUUUGCACACGGCUGCCACCCAAGGGCAUACAGAGGUGGUGAACUUUCUAUUGGAAGCAGGAAGCAGCCUGGCAACCAUUGCUAGAAGCAAUGGCAAAACCGCGCUGCAUUCUGCAGCAAGAAAUGGUCAUUUGGUGGUUGUGAAAGCGCUUCUGGAAAAGGAGCCUGGUAUUGCAACACGCGUCGAUAAGAAGGGGCAGACGGCACUUCACAUGGCAGCAAAGGGGCAGAAUCUUGAGAUGAUGGAGGAGUUGAUUAAGGCAGAUCCUUCGUUGAUAAACAUGGCUGAUAAUAAAGACAACACGGCAUUGCAUAUAGCUACUCGAAAGGGCAGAGCUGAGAUUGUUAAGUUGCUACUUGAACACAGUGAAACCGACACAAAAGCUGUUAACAAGUCUGCAGAAACUGCCCUUGACACUGCCGAGAAAACUGGGAACUCGGACAUUAAAGCUUUUCUCCAAGAGCGCGGUGUCCAGAGUGCUAAAGAAAUCAAGCCACAGGCUACAAACCCAGCUCGAGAGCUGAAACAAACUGUGAGCGACAUAAAGCACGAAGUCCACCACCAGCUAGAACACACUCGCCAAACCAGAAGACGCGUCCAGGGCAUUGCGAAACGUCUUCACAAAAUGCACACAGAAGGCCUUAACAAUGCAAUAAACUCCAACACUGUUGUUGCUGUCCUCAUUGCCACGGUUACCUUUGCAGCCAUUUACCAAAUCCCUGGCCAAUAUGUGGAUGACCCGAAAGACAUUCCUCAUGGGCAGUCGCUUGGGGAAGCCAACAUUGCUCCCAAACUGGCCUUUAUGAUCUUCUUCAUCUUUGAUUCCAUUGCCCUUUUCAUUUCCCUGGCUGUUGUGGUGGUGCAAACUUCAGUGGUGGUGAUUGAGAGCAAGGCCAAGAAGCAGAUGAUGGCAAUCAUUAACAAGCUCAUGUGGUUGGCUUGUGUUCUGGUUUCUGUGGCAUUUUUGGCACUCUCUUUUGUAGUGGUGGGUGGCCAGAAGUGGCUAGCAAUUGGAGUUACAAUUAUAGGAACAGUCAUCAUGGCUGCGACUUUGGGCACUAUGUGUUUCUGGGUAGUUAGGCAUCGAAUUGAGGCAAAAAACAUGAGGAGCAUUCGGAGAUCAUCGCUGGGCAGCAGAUCGCGGUCGUUGUCGUUGUCUGCAGUGAUUUCUGAAUCUGAGCUCCUCAACAAUGACUACAAGAAGAUGUAUGCAAUUUGAAAGCAUUUCCACAUACGCGCUGCCAGAUUUUGUUUCUUCUUUUUGUUCAUCAUUGGGCGUAAACAAGUCUCUAUAAUAAUUAUAAAUUAACUUCCAAAUGUAUAUUCUCUAUAAGGAGCUGAUCAUAGCUUUUUUUUCUCCUUUA